This is a messenger RNA of Talaromyces amestolkiae, 675 nucleotides long. RefSeq lists its product as uncharacterized. Gene Ontology annotation, molecular function: single-stranded DNA binding; double-stranded DNA binding; 3'-tyrosyl-DNA phosphodiesterase activity. The record is from RefSeq and is a predicted model, not a curated record. The coding region runs from base 1 to 675 and encodes 224 amino acids. Lineage: Eukaryota; Fungi; Ascomycota; Eurotiomycetes; Eurotiales; Trichocomaceae. Gene Ontology annotation, biological process: single strand break repair; double-strand break repair. The transcript has a single exon. Gene Ontology annotation, cellular component: nucleus.
AUGUUACCCCUGGCAAAGAAGAGAAAGACAACUGAUUCUGAUGAUGAGAACGACAAAGAUGCCCCGAAGAAAAACAGAGCGACUCUCGCAUCUUUAAGUAGAUCCGUCACGCCACCAUUGACUUCCCGCGACAGACUACGAAACAAUGAUCGACACGACAAUCAAACCGAUCACACUGAUCGUACAUCGCACAGUAUCGACAGCAUAAAAUGCAGGAAACCUCAUGAUGAACUCAAAAUCAAUAAUGCUGAGGAACAGCCUCGCAUCAUACGCUCACCCAUACAGCUCACGCAUAUCAGAGAUCUCCCUGCCGACAAGAAUAUCGAUACAAUCCAACUACACGACAUCCUGGGCGAUCCCAUGAUUCGGGAAUGCUGGCAAUUCAAUUACUGCUUCGAUAUUGACUUUCUCAUGGAUCAAUUUGAUCAGGACGUGAAAGAUCUUGUGCAAGUAAAGAUAGUGCACGGGUCGUGGAAACAAGACUCUGCAAAUCGAAUUCGAAUAGAUGUACAGUCAACGCCACCUCUCAUGGGUGUCAGUGGUACUAAUUGCUUCCAGGAAGCAUGCGCUCGCUAUCCCAAUGUUGAACCUAUUGUGGCCUAUAUGCCGGAGCCAUUCGGGACGCAUCAUUCGAAGAUGAUGGUCCUUCUUCGUCAUGAUGACCUUGCCCAGUAG